AUGACGAACCUCUGCUGGCCCUCCUCGGGCGGCCCCUUUGGCUUCUUCGACACCUGCUAUAGCGUGCGCGGACUCAACUACCUCAUCCCCGUGUACUCCAAGGGCACCAUGUGCUUCGCGUUUGCCGGCAGCGGUGACCGUGGUGUCUCCAUCUUCGGCAACAUCCAGCUGCAGGGGUUCCGAGUCGUGCACGACGUCGACGGCCAGCGUGUUGGGUUCGUGCCAAAUAGCUGCUGA
This is a messenger RNA of Miscanthus lutarioriparius, 237 nucleotides long. NCBI's taxonomy places the organism in Eukaryota, Viridiplantae, Streptophyta, Magnoliopsida, Poales, Poaceae. The record is from the annotation of a GenBank genome assembly.